AUGACGCGCUACCUCAAGCAAACUCAAGCUCAGUUAACUGAGCAAAAGCAUUCUCAGGUUCCCACUAUUGUCAGUGGUGUCAUUGCGGAUAUUCGGGCAAAAGGUGACCAGGCUGUACGGAAGUACUCCGAACAGUUUGACAAAUGGUCACCGGCGUCAUUCCUCCUAUCCAAACAGCAAAUCGACGAAAUCCUGACCAAAGUAUCCGACCAGACCAAGAAAGACAUUCAUCAAGUUCAGGAAAAUGUACGCAAUUUUGCCUCUGCGCAGCUCCGAUCUCUCAAUGACUUUGAGAUCGAGAUGUCACCUGGCGUUCAUCUGGGACAAAAGAAUAUCCCAAUCUCGUCCGUUGGCGCAUAUAUCCCUGGUGGAAAGUACCCUUUGCUUGCGUCUGCUCAUAUGACGAUUUUGACCGCCAAGGUCGCGGGGGUCAAAAAUGUCAUUGGCUGCACUCCUCCUAUCGCAGGAAAGAUCCCAUAUGCCACAAUUGCAGCAAUGCAUUAUGCCGGGGCCGACCAAAUCUAUCUUCUUGGAGGUGUCCAAGCGAUAGCAGCCAUGGCCGUCGGCACUGAAACUAUCCCGAAGGUAGACUUCAUUGCCGGCCCCGGUAAUGCCUUUGUGGCUGAGGCGAAGCGUCAACUUUUUGGCGAGAUUGGCAUAGACCUGUUUGCCGGCCCGACUGAAGUUCUGAUAGUUGCAGACGAUGCGGCUGAUCCUUUCACCAUCGCAACAGACCUUCUAUCGCAGGCGGAACAUGGUAUCGACUCUCCAGCUGUCUUGAUCACAACUUCAGAGACCGUGGCUGUUCGAACCAUGCAGUAUAUUGACCAGCUGUUGCCAAAUCUGCAGACUGCAAACAUUGCAGGCGGAUCUUGGAAGAACUUUGGCGAAGUCGCAGUCGUGGAGGAUCUUGACAAAGCCUACCAGCUUGCCGACGAAUAUGCAUAUGAGCAUGUUCAAAUCCUAACAAGGAGGCCUCGGGAAGCUCUCGAGAAAAUGCAACACUACGGUGCCUUGUUCCUUGGGGAGAAGACCUGUGUUUCGUACGGCGACAAGGUUAUUGGAACCAACCAUGUCUUGCCCACUCGUAAAGCUGCUCGGUAUACGGGUGGGCUGUGGGUAGGCAAAUUCCUCCGUACUGUUACCUACCAAGAAGUCACUGCGGGAGAAGCAAGUGGCCAGCUUGGGCAGCUGUGUGGAAGAGCUGCUCGUGCCGAAAAUUUCGAAGGACAUGCUCGCUCUGGAGACUUGCGUGCGCAUAAGUACAUGGGAGAGGAGUACAGAUGGAUCAAGGAUGGCCAGCGUGAGCCACAGCAAAAGCUGUGA
Penicillium olsonii is the source of this 1326-nucleotide messenger RNA. The record is from the annotation of a GenBank genome assembly. Lineage: Eukaryota; Fungi; Ascomycota; Eurotiomycetes; Eurotiales; Aspergillaceae.